AUGAAGCUGUGGAACAAGUACAAGGUGACCAGUAUUCCCUCGCUGGUGUUUGUGGAUGCAGCCACAGGGAAGGUGGUGUGUCGGAACGGACUACUGGUGGUGAGAGAUGACCCCAAAGGUAAGUCUCUUCAGUCAGCCUCAGUACUGAGAAACUGCUCGGGUACCGGUACACACAAGCAUGCAGUAUAUUACAUGCAAAUUGCCUCGUCAGAAUUUCAUAUUGCAAAGUUUCUGUGCUACAUCCUUCACCAGUUGGAGAGCUGGCCUUAUUUCUCAAUUUGUGUCCUCUUCUGGUAUUGCAUGAAUAUUAUAAAGUGCCCCCUCUAACUCCCACAUCUGCAGACCUAUAAUUUCCCUACUUUUAAGUGGGAGAUGGCCUGUUAGCGAGAGCAGACUUGCAUUCCUUUCUGGUAGAGAGAUGAGGAUGUCAUCUCAUGGCCAAUCCUGACAUCCUGGUCUUCAGAGCCCUUAUUGCACAACAUGAGAAAGAGAGGGAGUAAGGGAGUGGAGAAAGGGAGUGGAGAGAGUAUCGAGCAUCGUGCCAGUAGAACCCGUGGUGCAGGGGAAUGGAUUUCACAUGAGCUGAGCAGACUUUCCCAUGAGUCUGCUUAAUGAAUCCCAGUCUCCCUCCCAGGCCACAGUAGAGUACAUACUGUAUCAUUUCCGUGAUUCAUUAACUACCAACUACAGUAGAUGUGGGUAAAGAAGAGAUUCAUUAACUACCAACUACAGUAGAUGUGGGUAAAGAAGAGAUUCAUCUUCUUGCUCCAUCCCUCCUCUUUCAGAGUUGUUAGAGGGGGUGUGUAGUGUGGUAGCGGUAGCAGAAAAGGGGUGUGUGUUUGUGUUGUGGUGAGGAAGGGAAACAGGGUGGCUAUAGGCGGGGUAGUAAGAGUUUGAGGUGGGCGGUGGGGGGGGGUGGGUGAGGAUUCAGGACUCUCUCUCUUUCAGUGUUAUAAAAGGGCCUAGCUGUCUUUAGUGGUGGAGAGGAGGAGAAGUUGCGAGGAAGGAGUGCACUUUUACAGUGUGAAUGGGGACAACAAUAAAAGGCUGCAGCGGCGGAGGCAGUGGGGAUGUGUCAGCCCUGCCUAAUGAAGCCCUACAGAGGAAGGCCCACAUAAAGGAACCUUUACAGCCCUGCAUACAGAGCUUUAUUUAUGAUUACACCUUUUUAUUUGGUCAUCCCAAACGCAUCUCUAGUGCUUGACACUGACAAUGAAGACACCUUGAAAAGGAAACAAGAGAGCGGGAAAGAGAGGGGGCAAUGCUGGCAGCGCUCCCUGUCCCUGUAUGGGAAAUGGAAAAGUAUGGCUUUCAAUCAUCAUUAAAACAACAUUUUGCAUCUGUUGUGAGGGCCCAUUUCCAAACGCAGAUGACACAGAGUACAAAAGAGCUUGUGAGUAGGAGACACGCUGGGUUUAGAUAUAUGUAUGACAAAUCUGGCCACGUGCAUGUAUUUAAUAUCUAAUAGUUGUUCCAGGGGGGUGGAGAGUGCUCUGGUUUUGAAUGGGGAGUUUGUCACACACACAGAAAGCUCUCUUCUCUGUUCACUAAUCAGACCCUUGGCUCUGUAUAUCCUUUCUCCCUAACACCAAACCCUCCCCCCCACCCUUACCCCCUCCCUUACCCCCUCUUCCCCUUCUGUCCUCCCCCCUCCUAGGCCUGGAGUUCCCCUGGGGGCCCAAGCCCUUUGCAGAGGUGGUGGCCGGCCCUCUGCUCAGGAAUAACAGGCAGACGACGGACAUCAGCUCCCUGGAGGGCCACUAUGUGGGAGUGUACUUCUCAGCACACUGGGUGAGUGGUGGGGGGCCAGGAGGGGCACUAUGUGGGAGUGUACUUCUCAGCACACUGGGUGAGUGGUGGGGGGCCAGGAGGGCCACUAUGUGGGAGUGUACUUCUCAGCACACUGGGUGAGUGGUGGGGGGCCAGGAUGGCCACUAUGUGGGAGUGUACUUCUCAGCACACUGGGUGAGUGGUGGGGGGCCAGGAGGGCCACUAUGUGGGAGUGUACUUCUCAGCACACUGGGUGAGUGGUGGGGGGCCAGGAGGGCCACUAUGUGGGAGUGUACUUCUCAGCACAUUGGGUGAGUGGUGGGGGGCCAGGAGGGCCACUAUGUGGGAGUGUACUUCUCAGCACACUGGGUGAGUGGUGGGGGGCCAGGAGGGGCACUAUGUGGGAGUGUACUUCUCAGCACACUGGGUGAGUGGUGGGGGGCCAGGAGGGGCACUAUGUGGGAGUGUACUUCUCAGCACACUGGGUGAGUGGUGGGGGGCCAGGAGGGCCACUAUGUGGGAGUGUACUUCUCAGCACACUGGGUGAGUGGUGGGGGGCCAGGAGGGCCACUAUGUGGGAGUGUACUUCUCAGCACACUGGGUGAGUGGUGGGGGGCCAGGAGGGGCACACACACACAGGCAGCGGAGCAGGGAGGGGGAGCCUAAUUUUCCUUUUCAGGCACCCAGCUGUCCUCUGAUAUGAGCUUUAGCCCUGUUAAAACAGAGAGGCAUCGGUGAAAGCCAGGGCAGGGCGGCAGGGCACAGCGGGAGGAAACACAGCAGCCGGUAGCCAGGGGAUGGACAGAGUAGUUAGGGGACUUCCAUUGUCUGGGACUACAGUAGCUAGUUAUUCCACUCCUUGCUGUCAUCACCUACUAGUGCCCUUUAAAGUGGGCAGUGGGCGUCAGACCCAUUGUCUCUAUCAGUGCUGGGCUUGCCCAUCCGUGUGAUGGUCGUGAAUUGGUGAUGCAUGAAAGGCUUGUGUCACUGAUGAGCUCAGCUGAUGACACAGACACACACACGCAGGCCGCAGACGCCCCUCCAGCUGCCAGUGCUGCCUUCAGCUCCAGAGACAAGCCAGCACCAAGCCAUGACACACUCAGACUAGUCCACUUUCCAAACCAAUACAAAUUGGUACAUUUUAUUUGUCACCUCUUCAUCAACAACAGGUGUAGACUAACUGUGAAAUGCUUAGUUACUGGUCCUUUUCCAACGAUGCAGAGUUAAAUAUAAAAAAAUCAACAAAGAAUAGAAAUAGUGACACGAGGAACACAGUGAAUAAUAAUAACAUGACUAUAUACAGGGAGUACCAGUACUGAGUCCAUGUGCAGGGGUACGAGGUCAUUGAGGUACAUGAAGAACUAUCGUAUAGGUUUGUGUAUUAUUUUAAGGCUACAUUCCCCUGUCUUACCAGGUAAAUCCACCCCACCAUUAAGAGACAGUUACAAGCGUGAAAUGGAGAUUACUUUUUACGAACGACCUGAAAUGACCCUCGGCAGGAUAGAGUGACACAUUUCCUCACUGACUUUACUCUCGUCACUAGCUGUGUGUGCGCCGUGUUUGUGUCACUGAGGCUGAGAAAGAAAAGGAGGAAAUUGAGAAUGGAAAGAGAGAAUAUAAGGGGGAGAGACUGAUGAGGAGUGAGACUGGUCUGGUUUGUUUUCUUCAGCCACAGCUCUGCCGCCGCUGGCACUCUGAUACCAUCUUAAUGCCAGCCGCUCUGCUCCUCCACACACACACACACAGCCAGCCUGGCGCUGCUGCUGGGCUACUCUACUGCCCCUAAUCCUAUAAGGGAGAGACAGGGAGGGUAUGCAACACACACACACACACACACACACACAACAACACACACACUAGACCAGAGACUAUGAAGUCAUUCUCCCUGCUUGACUUGAGAGGGCUCUCAAAACACACACUCACUCACAACAACAAAUGCAUCCAAGCCAAGACCAUCCUGAGUUCCAUCCUGAGUACCUAGAUUUUUCUCACAUUUGAAUGGGCCAGGAAACAAAAGGAAAUGUUAGUCCUGGUUUCUGGCGAAACAUUAGGGUGAUGUACUGCAGAGAUGUAGGGAGAGAGAGUCAGAAAACACCAUGUUGACCUCAACAACACAUCAGUCAUCAUUAUCUACUGUUCUAUAGAGACUGAUCAAUUUAGGUGAUUCUGGAAACUAAUGCCAUAACUUGUUGUGUGUGUCUGUGUGUGUUGUUCCUGUAGUGCCCUCCAUGCCGCAGUCUGACCCGGGUGCUAGUGGAAUCAUAUCGCACUGUGAAGGAAUCGGGUCAAAAGUUUGAGAUGGUGUUCGUCAGCGCUGACAGGUAUUCCCUUCACACACACCUUCUCUCUCUCCCACACGAUCUCUCUUUCUCCCACGCGAUAUAAAAUCAAUUUAUAACAUUUCUGACAUGCGUUUUUCUGGAUUUUUCUGUUGUUAUUCUCUCUCACUGUUCAAAUAAACCUACCAUUAAAAUUGGUACACACACAUAUACAUACAUAUAUAUAUAUAUAUAUAGUGCCCUCCACAAUUAUUGGCACCCCUGUUUAAGAUGUGGUCGAGGACUUCCAAAAAUUCUCUCUUUUUUUUAAACAACAUAGAACCCAAAUGCAAAAAAAUAGAAAAAUCCAACCUUUUAUUUAAGUAUAUUACUUUGGUGUAAAAAAAAAAAAUCACACAUUUAGAAGAAAAAAAUACUUGAAAUCAUGUGUCCCACAAUUAUUGGCACCCCUGAUGUUAAUACUUUGUACAACCCCCUUUUGCCAACAAGACAGCACUUAAUCUCCUCCUAUAACAUUUCACAAGAUUGGAGAACACAGAGAGAGGGAUCUUUGACCAUUCUUCUUUGCACAAUCUUUCUAGAUCAUCCAGUGUCCUGGGUCCUCUCUUAUGCACUCUCCUCUUUAGCUCGCCCCACAGGUUUUCGAUUGGGUUGAGGUCUGGGGACUGAGAUGGCCAUGGGAGGACCUUGAGUUUGUGACUGCUGAACCAUUUUUGUGUAGAUUUUGCCACGUUUUGGAUCAUUAUCCUGCUGAAAGACCCAAUGACGACCCAUCUUCAGCUUUCUGGCAGAGGCCAUCAGGUUUUUAUUUAAAAUGUCCUGGUAGUUCAAAGCGUUCAUAAUGCCAUGCACCCUAACAAGGUUCCCAGGGCCUUUGGAAGAGAAACAGGCCCACAGCAUCACAGAUCCUCCACCAUACUUCACGGUGGGCAUGAGGUGCUUUUCGGCAUACUCAUCUUUUGUUUUACGCCAGACCCACUUAGUGUUUGUUGCCAAAAAGCUCAUCUUAGUCUCAUCUGACCAAAGCACACGAUCCAGUUGAAGUCCCAGUGCCGCUUAGCAAACUCCAGACGUUUAACGUUUGUGGGUGUUAGUGAGAAAAGGCUUUUUCCUUGCAUGCCUCCCAAACAGCUUGUUGGCAUGUAGAGAGCGUCUGAUGGUUGUUUUGGAUACUUUGUGACCCCAAGAUGCCACUCUUUGAUGCAAUUCUGUGACAGUGAGCUUGGACUUUUUUUUACUUCUCUUACCAUCCUCCUCACUGUGCGUUGUGGCAAGAUAAACUUGGGACCUCUUCCAGCCUUGUUUGUCACUGUUCCAGUUGUUUUAAACUUCUUAAUGAUUCCUCUGACUGUAGAUACGGGCAAGUUAAGGCGAGUGGCUAUUUUCUUGUAGCCAUUGCCUGACUUAUGAAGGUCGACACAAAUCUGCCUUACUUGAAUGGUGUGUUCUCUUGUCUUUGCCAUGUUGACAAAUGGGUAAGAGAAUUAUGCCUCUGUGUCACGUCAUAUUUAUACCCCAGUGAAUCAGGAAGUCAUGAAUUACUAAUUAAAAGUUCCUAGAUACCCUGACCAACUUUAGCAACUACAGAAAAAUAUAUUUUAAAAAAAAUCAAUUAAAAUUUUCAGCGGAAUUGUAAGGGGUGCCAAUAAUUGUAGGACACAUGAUUUCAAGUAAUUUUUUUUCUAAAUGUGUGAUUUUUUUUUUUACCACCAAAGUAAUGUACUUAAAUAAAAGGUUGGAUUUUUCUCUUUUUUUGCAUUUGGGUUCUAUGUUGUUUAAAAAAAAAGGAGAAUUUUUGGAAGUCCUCGACCACAUCUUAAACAGGGGUGCCAAUAAUAGUGGAGGGCACUGUAUAUAUAUAUAUAUAUAUAUAUAUAUAUAUAUAUAUAUAUAUAUAUACACACACACACAUACAUACAUACAUACAUACAUACAUACAUACAUACAUACAUACAUACAUACAUAUAUGUGUAUGUGUAUAUAUAUGUAUAUAUGUGUAUGUAUGUAUAUAUACACAUAAAUAUAUGUAUAUAUGUGUAUGUAUAUAUGUAUAUAUAUUUAUGUGUAUGUGUGUGUGUAAUAUAUAUAUAUAUAUAUAUACACAUACACACAGUCUCAUGUUCCUCUGAGCUGCUAAUUGAAUCGACUGAAUAAACUGAGUUCACAGUGGCACUGAGGGUUGUUUUGUGUUUGCCAACCAACGCAGGUCGGAGGAGUCCUUUCAGCAGUACUUCAGUGAGAUGCCUUGGUUGGCAGUUCCAUACUCAGACGAGGCCCGACGAUCACGACUCAACAGACUCUUUGGAAUACAAGGUACAACACUGUCUCUGAUGUCUCUUCCUGUACUCAUAUACUGUAGUCCUCCUGGACAUGAUGCUGAGUGAGUAUCAAACAUUAGCUGUCUGGCUUAAUAAUGUGUUGAUGUGGAGAAGCGGCCUAAUGGCAGCCAGCUCUACUCUGUGUGCUGGGUCUGGGUCUGGGUAGGGAACAGUGAACAGAUAGCCCUGAAGCUGAAGCUGAAGGAAUGUGGGCUGGUAAUCAAGUUUACUGUUCUGCUCGCUGAGUAAGGGUCAUUUCUCUCUCUCUGCCUUUAUUUUCCCUCUUCCCAAGCCUCUUUCUAUAACCCCCCCUCUUCUUCUCGCUAACACCCCACCAUCUCUCUCUCUGUGUUUCUCUCUCUUUCUGUAGAGGGGAGUAGUGUAGUUGUAGUCAAAGUGCUUGCUCAUUGCCUCUUCUGGCUGGAAUGUUCAGAAUGCUUGCAGGACUGGUCGAUACUGCCCCGCUUCCCCAUUCAAACCCCUGCCAUUCACACUGGCCCACACCCCUCACCACACACACACCCUUCCUCCCAGCCAAACUCACACUGUGCCCUCUGUGUCUGUUUCUGAUAAGGCUGUUAAUAAGGCAGUGAGAUUCUAAUCUUAAAGACUGUGGGAGAGAAAAGGGUUGGGCGUUAAGAAAGAUCUCCUGAACAGGGGACGCAGCGGGAGUCUGAGCAGAGAGAUGGAUGGAGAGAGGGAGGGAACUGGAGAGUUCAGAGAGACAGAGAGCAGAGGCCGGUCAGAGCCUCCGAGGGACUAAAAGCUCCUCCAUACCAUACAGAUAAACAGUGGGAGAGAUACAGCCAUAUGUGGUGAGAGCAACUGGCAAACAUGGAAGGACAGGAGGGGAGGUGGCAGUGACAACAUCUACAAUUCAUGAUUGUUCUCUCUACCCGUUUCCAUCUUUCUCGCUCUUUCUUUCUUCCUCUCCCACCCCGCCUCCCCCUCUCGCUCUCCUCUCUCUCUCCUCUGUCUCCUUCCCCCCUCUUUUCCUCCCUCCCAGGUAUUCCCACCCUUAUUCUGCUGGACGCGGAAGGUCACAUGAUCACGCGACAGGGCCGUGUGGAGGUGCUGAAUGACCCAGAGUGUCGGCUCUUCCCCUGGCACCCCCGACCCGUACUGGAGCUCAGCGAGUCCAACGCCGUGCAGCUCCACGAGGGGCCCUGCCUCGUGCUCUUUGUGGGUGAGUAGAUAAGUGGAUGAACAUUUCAAUGUCAGUCCCUACCAUGCACCUCCACGAGAGGCCCUACCUCGUGCUCUUUGUGGGUGAAUGGAGGAGCAUUCAGUGCUGGUUUCUAAAUAAUAACAAUCCUUCAGACUAUGUAUAGUAAUACAUUCUAAAGAGCAUUGUGCAAGAAGUAAAAGUGAACAGAUCAGUUGUAGGGCCACAUGCUAUUUUAAAGUUUGAGGACGUACAAGAGUAGGGUAGAGUAAAGAAGCAGAAGAAAAGUGUUAUUCUGUCUGUCUUUUAGGCUGUUAGCAGUGAGAGAGAUGGCAGAGAUUGAUGCCAUGCUCUGCUAAGUGGCUCAGGCCAAAGUGGACAGGGCAGCCAUUAAGCCAGGCGAGACAAUAAGACGGCAAUGUGAGAAUGGAGUGACCGGGUGCAAACUGAUGACCUCAUGAUUUCAGGCCCUGAGAUCAGAUCCGAAGGGGUUAGCCACAGACCAUCUGCUCUCCUCCUUUUGUCUCCUCACUCGUCUGCUUAUCUAUCCAUUCACUCACCCACUCUCUCCUCUCCUCUCCUCUCCUCUCCUCUCCUCCUCUCCUCUCCUCUCCUCCCGUCCUCACUUGUCUUUUCACUCAUCUGCUGAUUUAUCUGCACAUUCUUUCGCUCCUUUCUCUCGUGGCUGCUUUUCUUUGUCUUCAUCUCUUCUUCCUGUCCUCUCUCUAGUCUUCAUGCCUUCACGCCAAGUUUGCUCUCCUCUGUCUGUCUCACAAACACAUUCUCUCUCUCAACCAAUCCUCUUUCUACUCUUUUCAUACUUUUUACACCUGUGUUUCUCUCUCGUUCAGAUGCGGAGGAGGAGGGAGAGCUGGAGCCGGCGAAGGAGCUGAUCCAACCAAUCGCAGAGAAGAUCAUGGCUAAGUACAAAGCCAAGGAGGAGGAGACACCACUGCUCUUCUUCGUGGCUGGAGAGGUGAGAUAGGGGACACACACACACACACACACACACACACACCUCUAGCUGACCUAGAUGAGAAUAUUCACACCUGAUGAAAUCUGUCUUAGCUUUUGGCGUUUUAGUUGUUUUGCAUUCCUGUCUUGUGUACGUCUCCUCUACUGUGGGCAUCUGUCUCUGUGUGUUUGGUUGCUGCUAUGCUGGUGUAUGAUGUACCAUCUGGUUUAGUUAUCACAUAUCAUAAUCCUCUGGUAGAGAACAUGCCUCUACUCACCAACCGACACAGAAAUAAGCUACAGGAUAAUGUCAGAGGGUCGUUUCUGAGGGAUGAAACCCCCUUUCACUUUCGUGUGAGGCACACCACACGGCCCAUGGCCCAGAAUUCAGCUGGCCGUCUGUCUGAUGAUAGCUGUUCUCCCUCUCCGCAGAACAGCUGUGCACCUCUCCCUCCGGAAUCCCUCAAUCUCCCCUCCAUAUACUCCUCGAUCCUCUAUCUCCCCUCAAUCCGUCCGCCCGCUCAGUGCAGGAGGGAACAUGGAGUUUUCUUAACUCUUGUUAUUCCUUCUCAUCCUUUCUAGAGCUUGUUGAGUUAGCAGCAGGGACAGCCGUAAUUACCAGAUGAGCUAUCUCCCCCUCACUCCUCUCCCCUGCUCACAGGGCUCAGAGCUCGGGGAGGUCAGGACGGUGUCCCAUGUCAAAUGGAUCAGGUUUAGGUUUCAGCCAUGGGGAGCUGCACAGGUGCUCCCUCGCUGUCCUGUCUUACCCUCUGCCUGGCUGCCUGAAGCCACUCUGCUCUCAUGUCGGCCUUUAUAUGCCACGGCCACAGACAGACCAAAGGACGCACACAUUCACAUGUCACAGACAGGCGCUGGGGCUAAGAAAACAUACUAACACCCUCUCUCUUUACCGUUCACUUGUUUGGGGAUUUGUUGCAUAUUGAUUGGUAUUUAUGUUCAUCUGGACAAGACCCAUUCUAAUGAAUGUUACAUCACUGAAUGAAAGUGAACCUGUUUCUCAGCUGAAAGGUCUGUGUUGCUUUCUAGGUUCAUUUUCAGUCCGUGUUCCCUCCCUCUGGCACCCCUGGUAGUCUAUAGAAGGCAGGUACAGUUUUCUUCCCAUCGUCUGGGUUACAUGUAGCUGGAUCUAAAUUCACCAGCACUGGCAUCCUAUUCCCUAUAAAUGGCACCCUAUUCCCUAUAUAGUGCACUACUUUUUACCAGAGCCCUAUGGGGAAUAGGGUACAAUUUUGGACAUAGCCUGUGUAUACCCUGCCAUGGACCCAUUGGGCUCUCUGUUAUGCCAGGCAGAGGCUGAGGUUACAGGAUGGACCCCCAUGCAGCCUGCGGGGCCCUGGCCUGGGUGAGGCCUGCCUGCAUGUGGUCAGACCAGGCCCUGUCUGCCAGCUGCUGUGCUGGGGAUGGUUACUGUAUCAGUGAGACAGUACUAUGCUGCCAGCCCCACAUGGAGAGCCUGGCCUGCAGAAAAUUAGAGGGGAUCUCAUUACCCCACCCUGUAAGUCACACAGAGGCUGAGAGAAACUGACUGGCAACCUAUGGUAGGACCAUUGGAAGAUGCCCUAUUCACACAGAAAAUUCAUGGGGAUUGAUAUUUGUGAUUGCAAUAAAGAUGUCUACUGUAAUUUAUGCUUUUCUAUCAAGUAUAUUAUGUUUUUUUUCCAUUGACAGUAUUUUCUAUAUUAUUGACUCUGAGAUAUUUGGGGUAUAGUUGUCUUCUUUGCCUUGACCCUUCCCAGGUUUAGCCAGGAAUAGGAGAUCCUGUCAAUAGUUUAGUCUUCCGCCCGUAUCACCUGCUAACCUCCCUGACCCCAGGGUUCAAAGGUCGUGUAGACACCGAGGCCUGUGUCACACUGUGUGUGUUGUGAGCCAGACAGGUUGGCCUCUCCACUAGCUAUUUACGUCCAAGCAGUGUGGUGUUUUUAGAAACACUCUUCUCCUGUGUCUCUUACUGUCAAUACAGUUCAACAGUUAGAAGAAAUGAAACAAUCAAUCAUCAAGAAGCCAAUACACUCACAGGCAAAUCCCUGUCAUUUAAAGCAACAAUAUACCUACUGAUUGAAAAAUAUGUUACAUAUAACACUUUUCACUAGGUCUAACAUGGCUUUAGAAGGGCGUUAUCUUACAAUGUACAGUAUGUAAAGAUACAAGGUCUAGCUGGCCUAUAUCCUAUCCUUUGAUACAGUGAUUCUCAGUAACUAUGUGUUCCAGCCUGAAUCUACCAGUGAUACAGACUGAUAGGCCAUUGUUCAGCCAAUCAUAUCGCUGUGCCGAUUGUAUCCUGAAUUUCACAACGCCUGGAGGCUCUCAAGCUGACCAAUCAGUAGGCUGCUUCCCAGGCCGUCUGGCCAAUGGGAGCUUCUUAUCUUUGUAGGUCCUUAUCUGAUGGCUGUCGUCUACUCUGUGGAAUGCCACAGUGCUACAAUGGUCAGAAUAAACCUGACAUUGUGCAGAAGUAGGUUCCAUACGGUAAACACACACAGGAGCCUUAUCACAGCAGUCAGUCAGUGACUGCAGGCCAUACGUAGCAUAGCAUAGAGACCCUUUGUCUUUGUGUUCAGAGCAGGGCUGGAGAGAGAGGGUAAGGGGCCGGUCUCUCUAUCACUCUCACUCACGCAGCUGGACUGGUUGCUUCUCAUGAAGAACAGUUUACACAUGGUUAGCAGCCACACAAAGGAAGAUGCAAGACUUCCCACAGAGAAGAAGACAGCCAGGGAGAUUACAUCUCUUCAUAUCUAUGAGGCUGGGAGGCCAUGCUGACAGCAUGACUCCUCUGUGAUUUCUCUUUCUGUGGUUCCUUUCUAAGGCAAUGCCCGAGUAUGUAUUUUCAAUCGGAGCUUGCAUGAGAAGCCUUUAGGGAGGAUUUGAGGAGACACAGAUUUUCUAAAGCUUGGGAAUAAAAAUAUAUAAAUAUUUUACCUUUAUUUAACUAGGCAAGUCAGUUAAGAACAAUUUCUUAUUUACAAUGACGGCCUACACCGGCCAAACCCGGACGACGCUGGGCCAAUUGUGCGCCGCCCUAUGGGACUCCCAAUCACAGCCGGUUGUGAUACAGCCUGGAAUCGAACCAGGGGGUCUGUAGUGACGCCUCAAGCUCUGAGAUGCAGUGCCUUAGACCACUGCGCCACUCGCUUGUGGCUACAUGAAUCAUCCAUUAAACAUCCUCAUAAGUGUAGCAAUUACUUUCAUUGUAUAUUUUUAUGAAGUAGAGUAGGUUUCAGACUCAAUGAUCUGUUCUCAGAUCAGAUGGUAGAGAUUCAGAGGAAGUGAGCUCUCCAGAUAUUACAUGCCACAGGAUAACUCAACUGUUCUGCUAGCAGUUUUGCAACAAGUCACAAACUUUGUUGGCAUACAUACUUGUCCUUUUUAGGUAGCAAAGUGGCCAAGCUGCUCUUUGAGAGGUCUGAGAGCUGAUUGUGCAGCUUAAUCCAUUUAGGUUGAAUCAUUUUACUGCCAUUUUUCCAGAUAACGGGAGCGUUAGUCCAAAAAAAAGGAAAACAUUUGUGAAAAGCUGUGAUUUAAUGACAGUACCAAACCUUUGCGACAGCGCCUGCCUGUGGUCGUUUCCUGUAACUUCUGUAUUUUUAAAUAAUAUUUUCCAUAUGAAAUCUUCAAUCUCUUCCAAGUCUCUCUCACCCAGAGGGCUUAGUUGAGAGGAAGUCAGCUCAUCCUGUCAUGAGGAAGGGAGAGACCAUCUCAGAAGAUGUCAGAUACUAGUCUGGCAUGACAGAGCUGAAAUGUCACUUCACAUAAAUCAACACUUGAAAUCCUCUUUAACGUUUAGAAGAAAAGUAUUGACUGACUGGAACUAAUGCAGCUUUGGUGAAGUGGAGAAAAGCUUCCUCUAAGAUCACUAACUGAAAUGACAUGCUAUUGCAAGUAUUGCCAAAAAGUGCCUGUUAUUUUCUCUCUGAUGAAUUAAUAGUGAGUGUACUGGGGUCUGCAGCCUGUCUGCUGAGGUGUUAUAGUGAGUUAUUCCUGCUGUCUUAUGAUUCUAGGACUUGAGGGGUGAGAGGUGAGAUCAAGCCUGGGGCUGAACAAGGCUUGGAUCUGUGUUUGAGGGCUUGUAAAAAGACAUUUGGGAAGUGACAUAAGUCUGUCCUCAAAGCUCCACCACACGCCCUUUUUCCUAUUUCUCACCAGACAUGAGGGAAUACACCACUCUCUCGCUCUCCUUCUCACCCCCCCUCCCUCGCGUAAAAUAUCCAAACACGCUGUGAUGCGUCUCUGAAGCUUCCCAGCCUUAUAGUCCAUGAGUGAGGCUUUGAAGGGAGGGAUGUUGUUGGACCCCCUACAGCUCCCCCCACCCCCCCACAGUGCUCUCUCCCACAGUGGGGUGCAUGACAGAGCCCUAGCUAGCUGGGCACACUGCCUGCAGGAGGAGAGGGAAGAAAGAGAUCCCCAGUCUUCAAAACCAAGCAGACAUUAAUGAGACAAUCACCUUCAGUUGUGAAUCUAUUGAGUAAUAUUAAAUGCCAUAGUUAAUCUUGUGUGCUGUCCCAGUUUUAUUACCAAAAUCAAGUCAUAACCGAUUGAAAGCAAUUACGUUUUUAUAUUCGGUCAUAAGGAUGUUAGCAGUUAUCUAGCAAUUCCUUUUGCAUGACACACAGGAUAAACUGUUGUUGAUAAUAUGUAGGCUAGGCCACGCCACUUCACAUGUAAUCAUGUCAUCACUUCACUUUGUCAUACAACUUCUUCCCCAGGCACAAUUGCUACCGCAUAUAGACAGGUUGGUAGACAAGAUUAUGUCAUAUAUGAUCAUGACUGACCUGUCUGUGUGUUCCCAGGAUGACAUGAGUGACUCCCUGCGUGACUACACCAACCUCCCAGAGGCAGCGCCCCUGCUCACCAUCCUGGACAUGUCUGCCCGGGCCAAGUACGUUAAGGACGUGGAGGAGAUCACACCGGCCGUGGUGGAGACCUUUGUCCAAGACUUUCUGGCUGAAAAGCUCAAACCAGAGCCCAUCUAGAGAGCACGCCUAGAUUAUGUCCGGAAUGGCACCCUAUUCCCUAUAUAGUGCACUACUUUUGACCAGGGCCCAUAUUCCUGGUCAAAAGCAGUGCACUAUAUAGGGAAUAGGGUGCCAUUUGGGACACACCCCUAGAAACCUAUGGGACUGAAACCCACACCUCCAUCAAACCCUGACCUCCCGGCUACCACCACCAGCCUCCUCUCCCGUCUCCCCCCUUUCUGUCAGACUGUCAGAGAAAGGUCUCACUUUUUACUGACAGUAACUUUUUUUUAGACAUGUCUUUCUCUCAUGGAGUCUUCUCCUUCUCCUGUGGUGCCUUGCAUUGACUAA
This is a messenger RNA of Coregonus sp. 'balchen', 13807 nucleotides long. The record is from the annotation of a GenBank genome assembly. Lineage: Eukaryota; Metazoa; Chordata; Actinopteri; Salmoniformes; Salmonidae.